AUGACGCUCACCUAUCCUGCGCAGCUAUAAAACUUUCAUUUGCGUCCUGCUUUGAGAAACGAUGGGUGUCAAACGAUCACGUUCCGACUCUGACUGUGAAUCUCCUCCCAAGAAAAGGAGAGAGAGUACGGAAGGCGAUUUGCGGUUUAAAGGGCCUCGCAAAGAACAUUUGGAGGACCUGUACCACCAGGGGGAGCUACUGGGAGAGGGUGGUUUUGGAGCCGUGUAUGCCGGCACUCGCAAGGCCGAUGGCUUCCCAGUGGCUAUCAAAUAUGCCCGAAAGGAUGACAAGGAGCUAGAACUGCCUGGACUUGACGGGCCCAUCCCAUUGGAAGUGGCGCUAAUGAUGCUCGUCAGCCAUGAGUCAUCUUGUGCCAACGUGCUGAAGCUCAUGGACUGGUUCAAUGGACCAGAAGAGUACAUUAUGAUCCUGGAAAGGCCGGAUCCAUGCCAGGAUCUGUACGAAUUCUGCGAUAGCAAAGGGGGCUACCUCUCAGAAGAUGUUGCAAGGCACGUGCUGGUCCAGGUGCUCCAGGCUUUGCGUCACUGCCAGGACUCAGGCGUCUUCCAUCGCGACCUCAAAACAGAUAAUCUGUUAAUCAGGACGGACACUUUGGAGGUUAAACUAAUUGAUUUUGGAUGUGGAGACAAAUGGAAGGACACCCCCUAUGUGGAAUAUUCAGGGACAGAGGACUUUGCUCCCCCAGAGCUGUUCCUGAGUGGGGAGUAUCUAGCUGGCCCCACCACGGUCUGGUCUGUAGGUGUCACACUUUACGAGCUAGUGUGCGGUUACUUGCCCUUCCGCAACAAGAGGGCAAUCAUCUCAGGCUACCUGAUAUUCCCCUCAUGGGUCUCUCCUGACUGCUGCAGUCUGAUUCGCCAGUGCCUGAGGCGUAAGGUGGCGGAUAGGCUGACGUUGGAGCAGAUUCAGGUCCAUCCAUGGCUGCUGCAGACGAAAGUACUCAGAGCCUGUGCUGACCAGCUCUCACAGGUCUUCACCAUCAUCUUCAAUCUAUCUCUGACACAUGCCACCAUCUCAGCCUGUCUGAAGUCCGCCACCAUCAUCCCGUUUGCCUGCAGAACGAACAGGUCAACUGAGGAUGCCAUAGCGAUCGCCCUUCACAUCGUACUGAGCCACCUAGACCAUCGGGAGAGCUACAGAAUGCUCUUCAUCGACCUCAGCUCUACCUUUAAUACCAUCAUCCCCGACAUCCUGAUCCCCAAAUUGCACAACCUGGGACUCCCCCCACUCACCUGCUCCUGGAUCAAGGACUUCCUCACAAGUCGGCCCCAGAUAGUAAGACUCGGACCCCAUCUCUCCUCCACCCGGGCACUGAGUACAGGCUCCCCACAAGGCUGUGUGCUAAGCCCACUACUCUACACCCUGUACACCUCUGACUGCAGAACGGCCCACUUCCCGGAUCCACUUCCCCUCCACAUCAAGGGCGACUGCGUGGAGAGGGUCCAGACCUUUACCUUCCUGGGCACCACAAUCUCUUCUGACCUCUCCUGGACUGAAAACAUCACAGUUGCCAUCAAGAAAGCCCAGCAGCAUCUGCAUUUCCUGAGAGUGCUCAGGAAGAACAACAUCAGUGAGAAGCUGCUGGUGACCUUCUACUGCUCCACCAUUGAGAGCAUUCUAACAUACUGUAUCACAGUAUGA
This is a messenger RNA of Brienomyrus brachyistius, 1663 nucleotides long. RefSeq names its product serine/threonine-protein kinase pim-1-like. The record is from RefSeq and is a predicted model, not a curated record. The transcript is spliced from 8 exons. Gene Ontology annotation, cellular component: cytoplasm. Gene Ontology annotation, molecular function: methyltransferase activity; ATP binding; 2-oxoglutarate-dependent dioxygenase activity. Gene Ontology annotation, biological process: protein autophosphorylation; regulation of mitotic cell cycle; negative regulation of apoptotic process. The coding region runs from base 62 to 1663 and encodes 533 amino acids. NCBI's taxonomy places the organism in Eukaryota, Metazoa, Chordata, Actinopteri, Osteoglossiformes, Mormyridae.